AUGACUUUGAUCUUCUUUGAAGUAUCGAAACCAGCAGACCCAACAGCCCCUUCCUUUCUUGACCUUCCAGCUGAGCUCAGGAACCGGGUGUAUCAGCUUUACUUCAAGAGCACAAGCACGCUACGCCUUGCAAGCGCUCAAAAUGGACAAGAUCUGAACUUGAAGUUGCUCGAUCCAGUGGGCCCAUUCGAACUGCAAUUGCUACGCUUCUGCAUUGAAAAGAAGCUAGGUGCGCACUUGACGACCCACGAUGCAACGGGACACUACGUCAAUCAUAUAUCUACUGAAUGGCUUCGUCAAAUCGGACAGCACAGAGUCUUCAUCAGUAAACUUGUCAUCGAUCUCGAGAGCGUAUGUCCAGGUCGUUGCGACACAAAGCAGUCUCUGCUCCAGACCUUCCAGCCUGAAGACGGAUAUAUCCAGUUUGGAAAGCUUCUUCAGGCGAUUUGGGCAAACGACUUGAAGAUAGUGAUAAGCUUUGUCUAUCAAUGCAGGUAUUCCGAGCCGGUAUUGGGAAGACUUCCCUGGACCGAGGCACACACCGAAUACCAAGGCCCUAUCAGCGCAGAGAACAUCACCGUGCUGUUUCAAGCACUUGCUAGAGACGACUUGGGUAUGAAGAAGUUCCGAAAUGCCAUUGGUGACGUCGGUAUCGAGAAACAUGGAGAGUUCGGCAUCAUAGUCUUCUGGACGCCAGAGUGGCGACAUGGCGAGAGCCAUGGUCACAUAAUCAGCCAUGACGGGUACAACUCUCUGUUCGUCCAUUCUCGUCGCUUCUCUCUUAGUGAAGAUGGCCGUGUCACAGUCGACAAAUUGACCGUACCGAAACUUCUCGGCCUACCUCAGGCGAUUAUAACGAAGAUCGUCGCGCACACUCUGGAUUCUUCCACCCCGCAGGAACUUGAUCUCGACUCCUUUACCGACUUGCGAGACCUGUACGGAAUUCUCUACACUACCAAGGAUCUACAUGACCGCUAUUUGACCUACUACUUGCGCAAACACACAUUUAAAUUGUCUCUAAUGACUUCAAAUGCCCGGGCAAGCUUUGAGUUUAGCAAACUUGACCGUCUCCUUCGGACUGAGUUGUUACACAGGGUGGGAAGCUUAACUCGGGGGCCCCGAUUCGGCGAUGGGGCGAAGUUUUCUAUCGACUUGCACGUUCACUUCGGCACAUCGGACUUGGUGUCGUCCAUGAUGAAUAUACGCAUCAAUAUCAUGCCGCUGGUCGCAUCCACGUUUGCAGCAAAUAGACACCAAAGCUGGUGUAUCUUUCUACACAACGGCACCUCGAUUCUUCAAGGCCGCGUUUCCACGAUCCGCAAGCUGCGCUACGAAGUCAUAGCAAUCCUAUCAAAGUUCGUUAAGAAAGAUCAUGUCGACGACCCACAAGUCAGAUGUCCUGAGGUCUGGAUUGAUGGGCAUGGCAAGGUGGUCGAUAUCGUUCCGACUGGGUCUGUCGAGGGCGAAAGUUUACAGAACCCAGCGAAGCUGAAUAGCGUGUUGUGGAGCGCGGAAAAGACUGGGUCGUUUGUUGGAGCGAAGACGCCGGCGGUACCGAGAGUGGGCGGACUUGCUAGAGACAUGUAUUUGUAUUUGAAGUGGAUUGAUAGGUAA
Parastagonospora nodorum SN15 is the source of this 1614-nucleotide messenger RNA. RefSeq lists its product as hypothetical. The record is from RefSeq and is a predicted model, not a curated record. The coding region runs from base 1 to 1614 and encodes 537 amino acids. The transcript has 3 exons. NCBI's taxonomy places the organism in Eukaryota, Fungi, Ascomycota, Dothideomycetes, Pleosporales, Phaeosphaeriaceae.